This is a messenger RNA of Didymodactylos carnosus, 585 nucleotides long. The record is from the annotation of a GenBank genome assembly. Lineage: Eukaryota; Metazoa; Rotifera; Eurotatoria; Philodinida; Philodinidae.
AUGGUUUGCCGGCGCCAAAUAUUUUACAGUAGAGAAACUGCGUACUCAUUACUUGUCCAAAAGCCCUCAUCGGCACCUAUUUUAAAUUGGGAAAGCAUUGAACAUACUCAUUUUAAGAAAUUUAAACCGCCUUGCCCACCAAAAACGUUAGAAGAUACAACAUAUUUUUAUGUUGAUACAAUUGACAAGCUGAACAAUAUGAUGGAUCAUCUUAAAGAACAACAAGAGUUAGCUGUCGAUUGUGAAAGACACAGUUAUCGUUCAUAUCAAGUCUUCACUUGUCUCUUACAAAUAUCAACGCGGUCGAACGAUUAUCUCGUAGAUACAUUGGUGUUAAGAGAAGAAUUACAUGUAUUAAAUACUGUAUUUGCCAAUUUAAAAACAUUAAAAGUAUUCCAUGCUGGUACAUCAGAUAUUGAAUGGCUAUACAAUGAUUUUGGUAUAUAUAUUAUAAAUAUGUUUGACACAUUCCAUGCGGCUGAAGGAUUAAAUUUAACAUCAUUGUCAUUAGCUUAUUUAUUAAAAGAAUACUGUCAUAUCGUAGCAGAUAAACAAUACCAACUAGCCGAUUGGAGAAUAAGUUGA